CGCAUGCGCAUCCGGGUGGUUUGUUCUAAAUGGAGGCUGUUUGAAAUGUCGUCUGGUGUUUUAUUUAUUAUUUACCAGCUAGUUACGUUUGUAAAGACCGGUCACUAUGGACUGUAGAAUUGAUGGUGCAGAGGAAGUGGAUACUGAGAGAUCCUCAUCUCCAGCUGGAGUACAGUCUCCUGUAAUGGACCGUAACCCGUCACCACCCCCAGACACAGCCGAUGGAGAGGAGGACGGUGAUUUGGACGCCAUUGGAGACACUGUUUACAGCAAGCACUGGCUUUUCAGCACCCUGACUCGUCUCAUUCAUAUGGUCACAGAGCAUUCAGAGGUGGACUCUGAAGGUCAGAUGCAGCUCCCUGAGGAAGAUGAGGAAGAUCUAUGUAGAGUCUGGGAUAUGGCAAUGGAUAAGGACGUGGCUGGUUUCCUGCAGGAAUUCAAAGCUACAGAUAUCCUUCUUGGGGUGAUAGCCAAAUCUCGUUGUCCACGCCUCACAGAAAUUUGUGUGGGAAUCCUUGGGAACAUUGCUUGUUUUCCUGACACUUGUCUGACUCUCAGUCAAAAUGAAGACUUGGGUGCUGUGCUGUUGCUUCUUCUUGGAGAUACAGAUCCUCCGACCCUUCUGGAAACAAGCAGAUUGCUGAUGACCUGUGUCUCUCAGAAAGAUGUCUGUUCCCUGUGGCUUCAGCGAAUAGGACAGCUGACGUCUGUGCGCACCAACCUCUGUUUCAUCAUGUGCAGUUCUACCAACACUGACCUGCUUGAGAAGGUCGGAGAACUGGUCGACAAACUGUUUGACCUUGACGAAGAGCUGAUGAAGAGUUGGAUCACAGCUCAGCCGAGUGAGGAGGAGGAUGAUGGUGAAAGCCGUCUGGAUGUGGCCUCAUGUCUGCUUGAGGCUGCCAAGCAGCUUAGAUCAGAGUGUCCAAGUGGCUUAGAGGUUUACCUUCACGCCCUCCAACUCCUCACCACCAUAGAUGAAGGCAUGCAGACUUUUGCUGCCUCUGAUGGACCAGGCAAAGCAGUGUGGGACUUUGUUAGUGACGUUGUGUGCGAGGACCUCUGCCAGCCAAAUGAUCUUCCAGUUGUCCUGCUAGAGCAGAAGAGCAUUUUGGUUCAGGCAUUUGCUGUGCUGCAGGCUCUUUAUGGAUGUCAAGAGCAGUGGUGCAGCAGAAGUGACAUCGGUCUUCCCCUGAUUGGAACCAUUUUGCGGGUUCUUCAGUACCACAGUGAGAGCAAACAGGAAGGUACCAGCAAAGUAGACACAAAAGAUGAAGAGCUUGAGGCUCUAGCAGAGAUCACAGCUGAGUUUCUAGCUGACAUCUGCAUGCAGAUUCCCAAGGGCACUGUGGCAGAUUUGGUGAAGAAAGGUUAUCUUACAGAGAAGACUUCUCUCACAGCUGCAGGACGUUUAGUUACCAACUUUAAAACUUCUUUUCAGCACCUGCAGUCCAUGCUGUCAGAGACUGAUCCCCAAAUGGCAGACAUGGUGAGGAAACAGUUUCCUGUCUGAGGCGCCCAGCAGAUCAGUGUUCAGCACUCAUCCAGACUCUCACCACUGCUUUUUAUAGUGGCCUCUAUUUCCCCUCCAAAGAUCCUGCUUCAGGUCAUACUAUUUGGAUUUCCACUGGAAAGAACGAGGAUGUCACACCAUCAUGAGUGUGACAAAGACUGGAUAAUUCUGUUCAUAUUUUCAACCAAACUUGAGGAAAUUCUGCAGACUUCAAUUGUGUUUGUUUUUAGUUUUUUUUAUUGUUCUGUGAAUGCUAUUUUUGUAUUAAUAAUAAACAGUCUUUUAUUAAAAAGA
Morone saxatilis (striped sea-bass) is the source of this 1807-nucleotide messenger RNA. It is a transcript of the gene saal1, whose product is annotated as serum amyloid A-like 1. NCBI's taxonomy places the organism in Eukaryota, Metazoa, Chordata, Actinopteri, Moronidae. The transcript has 13 exons. The coding region runs from base 107 to 1513 and encodes 468 amino acids. The record is from RefSeq and is a predicted model, not a curated record.